AUGGUUUAUUGGAAGAAACUUCUGCCACCAUACUAUAAAUAUUCCGUUUUUCUAUUCGUCGGUUUCGAAUUCAUCUAUUCAGCUGUUGUACUGGCUAUUAGCGAAGCCUACUACAAGUCAGCUGCUCUUGUACUGCCUAUUGCUUAUGAGAUUUUCGAUGACACAGUUCAGAAGCAAGUUCCUGAUUUCGAUUGGACCCCAGCUGAAAAACAUCAGCUCGAAAUGUAUAUGACCAAAAUGUUAUUUAUGUGGGCGAUUUCAACUGUAGGUGUCAUAGUAUGCAUGCUCAUUAUUAUUCCACAGUUCUUCGAUUUCAAUGACAAACGUGGCAAUCCCAGUCAUUUGUGUCUUGUUCGUAGAAAAAUUGGAUGGGCUCUCUUCUAUAUUGUUGCUAUCUACGUUUUAGUCUUAGGGCUAUCCGUCUAUUGGGCUUGGCUCGAUUGCGGCAAAGCUGUUCAGAGCUUCCACGAUCACUUCACGAAAUCAGAAAAAGAAGAACAGUUCCUUACAAUACUCGAAGAAAAGUUGGAAUGUACAACUGAUGAUGAUAAGGAGGUUCCUGCAUCGCAUUUAUGUGAGCAGAAUAUCCGGAUGAGUUUCAUUUCUGAUCUUUGGAUCGACCUUCUCUUCUACACGUAUGUAGCUGGACACAGUAUUGCUUUCUUAGCCAUACCAUUCUUCAACAAACAAUUGAUCAAACCCGAUGAUGAUGACAUUUUCGUCACUGAUGACAAGAAAUUGAUCGAAGCUUAG
Messenger RNA from Auanema sp. JU1783, 753 nucleotides. NCBI's taxonomy places the organism in Eukaryota, Metazoa, Nematoda, Chromadorea, Rhabditida, Rhabditidae. The record is from the annotation of a GenBank genome assembly.